AGGUGCCCUCAUUGCCUGCCCUCCUGCCCACAUUAAUGCCUACUGUCCCUGACCAGUGUCACCAUGCCUCGGGGGCAAAAGAGUAAGCUUCGUGCCCGUGAGAAACGCCAUCAGGCCCGGAUCGAGGCUCAGCGUGCCCAGGAUGCUCAGGCCACUGCAGCAGAGGAAGAACAGCCCUCCACUUCCUCCUUUUCUCCUUCUGGUGGUAGUGCCCAGAGCCAAGAUGAGGAAAAACCAAGCACCUCUCAGGCACAACCCAACACUGGUCGUUACCACAGAACCCCUCUAGAUGACAAGGCGAUUCUAUUGGUGCAAUUCCUGCUGCGCAAGUAUAACAUGAGGGAGCCCAUAACAAAGGAAGACAUGAUUAAGCAUGUCAUCAAAAAGCACAAGGUGCAUUUCUGUGAGAUUCUCAGGAAAGCCUCUGAGCUAAUGGUGCUGGCCUUUGGCAUUGAUCUGAAGGAAGUCGACCCUACCAGGCACCACUAUGCCCUUAUCAGCAAAUUGCAGCGCACCAAUGAUGACAGGCUGAGGGGUGAGGAAAUCAUGCCCCAGACCGGCCUCUUGAUGACCGUCCUCUGUGUGAUCUUCAUUAAGGGCAACUGUGCCACUGAAAAGGAUAUGUGGGAAGUGCUUAAUGUGAUGGGGAUAUAUGCUGAUAAGAAACACUUCAUCUACGGGGAUCCCAAGAAGCUCAUCACUGAAGUUUGGGUGCAGGAAAGGUACCUCCUGUACCGCCAGGUGUCCAACAGCAAUCCUCCAUGCCGUGAGUUCCUGUGGGGUCCAAGAGCCUAUGCCGAGACCAGCAAGAUGAAAGUCCUUGAAUUCUUGGCCAAGGUCCAUGAUACCGUCCCCAGUGCCUUCCCAUCCUGGUAUGAAGAGGCUUUGCAAGAUGAAGAAGAGCGAGCCCGAGCCAGAUUUACAGCUCUGGUUCAUACUGGGCCUUCCAUGGCCAAUUUUGGCAGCUUCUCCCACCUGUAUUGAAACCUGAAGCACUUUCCUCACUUUGUGUUUGAAGUAGUGUGAGGGCUUAGGUGGUGCUAGCUAGAGGGGACAUAGUGCAUAUCGUACAUUCUACAUAAAUAACUUACACAUUUAUCUCUUGUUGAAAGUUAUCAAAUGUUUCUGUUUUUGAAAAGUUUAAUUAGCUUCACAAUAUAUUACACAUUUGAUGCUGUUUAUGAGGUUUAAGAGUAUGAGUUUCGCUAUUUUCUAAAACAAAUUGGUAACCUUCCAUCUUAUUUAGUGAUCUGGAACAAGAAAACAUAGCACUGCAAUUGCCAUUUUUUUGGAAAUGUGAAAAAAAUUAGCAACAAAAUAGCUGGAGUCAAAAAAUUGAGAAAAAAGUAAGAUGGUAAAUUUUUGGUUUUCUUUAUUCCAUGUACUCUGCUCUUCUGUAAAAUAAAAGUUACAUGCCUGAAAUUUCUUCAUUCAAGAAUGUACGAGAAAAUAAAUCAUAAUAAAUUGCUCA
Herpailurus yagouaroundi (jaguarundi) is the source of this 1471-nucleotide messenger RNA. Its product is annotated as melanoma-associated antigen B10-like. Gene Ontology annotation, cellular component: nucleus. The transcript is spliced from 2 exons. The record is from RefSeq and is a predicted model, not a curated record. Gene Ontology annotation, biological process: negative regulation of transcription by RNA polymerase II. The coding region runs from base 64 to 984 and encodes 306 amino acids. NCBI's taxonomy places the organism in Eukaryota, Metazoa, Chordata, Mammalia, Carnivora, Felidae.